UGGUGGGUGAGCCGCACGCGUCGCACAAGAUCGCAUACGACGAAAUCGUAAGGUCGUUCCGUCUCCCUCGGAGUCGUUAACGCACACGUCGCACGCUCUCUUGAUCCCCGGCGAGAAUAAGAGAGAGAGGCGAGAAGUGGCGCGGGUUUUCCGUUCGCGCGCACUCGCGGAGAAUUCGCGGAAAAUUCACGGAAAAUAGCCCUCUCUCUCGGAGCGGGAGCAAGCGGGCGAUCUCGACGAGGACGUAGGACGUAGAUCGGCGAGAGGAAGAUGAAGGGGGUGCUGGCGCUCGCCGCGUUCUUCGGCGUCCUGUCCAUCUGCCGGGUACAGGCGGUGUCGGAGAGGCUCGAAUUGGCACCAGCUGGCGGAAGAUCAGAGCCGCAGGUCGCUACCUUGUGCGAAUCGAGUGAAGUGUACCUCGCUCAGCACAUGGGAGAGCAGGGUCGAUGGGUCUCCUCGACCGACAAAAAGAGCUGCAUGACGGACAAGCUCGAGAUCCUGGAGUAUUGCAAGAAGGCUUACCCAAAGAGAGACAUCACCAACAUUGUGGAAUCGUCGCACUACGUCAGAGUCAACGGAUGGUGCAAACCGGGUAGGACCAAAUGCAAGCUCUCCCGCUGGGUCAAGCCUUACAGAUGUCUGGAGGGACCCUUCCAGAGUGACGCACUUCUCGUGCCGGAGGGCUGCCUCUUUGAUCAUCUUCAUAAUCAAACAAAAUGCUGGGAAUCUCACAGAUGGAACGCCACGGCGGCGGAGACCUGCCGGGAACGAAACAUGAACCUGCGUAGCUUCGCGAUGUUGCUGCCGUGCGGCAUAUCCCUGUUCUCCGGUGUCGAGUUUGUAUGCUGCCCGAAACACCUGAAAGAGACCGUGAAAGCGAAGAAACCGAUCGAUCUGCCCAUCCCGAAGAGCGUGGACGACGAUCUUGACGAUGACGAGGACGAUCUCGAAGAUGAGGACGACCUGGACGGCGAUGCCGAGGAUGAGGACAACUCCGACGGUGAUCUCGAUGACCCACUCGGCGAACAACCUGACGAAGAUGAGAGCGAAGAGGAGUACGACGAUCUCGAUGAUUACGACACGACUACCAGCCGGCCAUCGACAACGGUUUCCACGACUGAGAAAGCGAAGCAGGAAGCGACGGCGAUGCCGCUGCCGAUGAGUACGAGCACACAGCAACCUUCUCAACCGCAAGGCACUCCCGAUCCUUACCUGACGCACUUUGAUCCGCGAUCCGAGCAUCAGAGUUACAAGCAGGCUCAAAUGCGGCUCGAGGAGGUGCAUAAGGAGAAAGUGACGAAAGUGAUGAAGGAUUGGAGUGACCUCGAGGAGAGAUAUCAGGACAUCAGGGCACACGACCCCGUCGCCGCGGACGCCUUCAAACGAUGGAUGACCGCGCGAUUCCAAGAGACGGUCGCCGCGCUCGAGGAGAGCGGUGCGGCGGAGAAGCAUCAGUUAAGUGCGAUGCAUCAGCAGAGAGUGCAGGAGGCCGUUAAGCAGAGAAACGAGGAAGCUAUGUCGUGUUACACCGCGUCCCUUAAUGAGACUCCGCCGAACAUGCACCGCAUUCAAAAAUGCCUGCAAAAGCUGCUCAGGGCCCUUCACAAAGACAGGCACCACACAAUCGCCCAUUACAAGCAUCUCCUCGACAGCAGCUUGGAGCAGGCGCAACGAGAGAAGCCGGCAACUCUGGAGCACCUGGCGGAAAUCGAUAGGAUUACCAAUCAGAGUCUCUUAAUGUUGGAACGAUAUCCAGAUCUAAGCGCAAAGAUUGGCCGUCUUAUGGACGAUUACGUUUUGGCCCUCAGGAGUAAAGAUGAAACUCCGGGAUUGCUGUUGGCGAUGACGCGCGAAGCCGAGGCAGCCAUUCUCGACAAGUAUCAGGCCGACGUCGCUAGCAAACAACAAGAAAAGGAACAUCAGAAACAGCUGGAGCGAGCGCGCAAGGAACAACGCAAGGCGGAGCGCGGUGAACUACGCACGGAGCAAGAGCAGCACGAGGAGAACAAUUCGGCAAUCGAUAUCAAGGAUAUUCCCCAGCAAUCGGAGCAACCCGCCGCGGUCGCCGCCAUGCAUAACGAGGGUGUGAUCAGAGCAGCUCACAGCAUGACUCACGAUGUGUCUCAUUCCGAACCAGGCUACUCAGUGAGGCGAGAGGUGUACCACAGAGAGAGUCGAUCCGUCUACUUCACGCUCGCGUUCGCUGGCAUAGCACUCAUGGCGGCUGCGGUUGUGGGCGUCGCGGUGUUCAAGAGACGCAGCGCGAGAAGCCCUCACAGCCAGGGCUUUAUCGAGGUCGAUCAGGCGGCCACACCCGAGGAGCGGCACGUCGCGAAUAUGCAGAUCAACGGUUACGAGAAUCCUACAUACAAAUACUUCGAAGUGAAGGAAUAAUUCGGUCGUCACCUCGAGAUUCGUAAUAAUUUUGAUUUUUGAAGCUGGUCGCAACCGCGUACUUCGUUCUCGCGUGUUUUCUUCAAGAAUCUCAUAUAGUAUUUUGUUAGAGUAAGAUAUAUAAAUAUAGUGCGUAUAUAUAUAUAUAUCUCUAACUCCCCUCCCGAGAUUCUUCCGAAGAUUCGGGUAUCCCCGGAAAUGCGCAAAUUCAGCGAAUUACGUAAUUUCGUGCAAUCGGCAGAUCGGUGUUGAACGUUGACGAGACGGCGCCGCAUACGUCACGUCCGUUUGCACACAUUUGGAGAAUGCGUCGCGGUGCAAAUCGAACUUUGCGAACGGUUGACAAUAUGUGUAAAAUAGACUUUGUGUAGCAGGGACGGAGAGCCGAAUGAGAACGAGACGGAUUCUACGGGAAGAAAGAAUAAAAAAAACCGUAGAAUUCGACGUACCUAUGUGCCAUACGCGAGCGCGAAUCUUUACGUGGCAUCUUCGGAAGUAUCUCACGCAUACACACAUUGUUUUUACAUUACGUUGUCAUACAUGUCGAUAUAAAAACGCAGGAAGGAGCGCGAGCAUGUUGUAAAAGUAGAAAAAAAAAACACGUCGUUUUUAGACUUACCUCGAUGUUCCUCCGCCUCUCUAUACAGUUGUGCACUCGAAUCGCGAAUCGCCCUGCGGAUCGACGCGAUCGAUGCUCGCAGCCGCGCUCGCUCCUCGAGGGACACACGCGUUCGGGCGACGAUAGAGAAACGCGUUUACGCGUACGGUAAACGUGUGUCGUUGUUGCGCUCUUUGCUGUAUUUUUAGGUUCUGAUAUUUUCGGAGAUAAUCAAUGGCAAUAAGACAUAACGCAGCUUAAGUACUACACGGAAAAAAAAUGCGAUAGCGAUCGUAGUAGCUUGUCACUGGGAGCAGCAUAUACAAUUACUUCGGAUUAAUCGCGUAAUCUCGUUAACGUUAUCCUAAAAUAAGCGAGCGCGAGCGAGCUACGCGAGCACUCUUAAAAUAUCAGAACACACAAUACCGUGUCAUCGUUGCACGUAUCUUACCUUCGUGAUGCAGCUGUUUUUUCUCUCCGUCUCCGUUCGAUUCCCACUGCCUGGUUUCUCUCGGUGACUUUUUUCAGUACUUAACGUCUACUCCUAGACGAUAAAGAAUCUCAAGACGUAACGAAAUUAAGGAUCAUUGACGUAUCUCGUGUUAAUGAUGAUGACGAUGAUAAUGAUAAUGAUAAUGAUGAUGAUGACGGCGAGGAAGCAAGAUGCUCUAUCAUUCCACACAAAAGUCCACUGUUUUGUCGGGGUACUAGGAACGUCAGUACGGAGAAUGUUCGGCAGCUUCGUUCGGUCUCAUCCGAGGCAUACGACGCAUCGCAGAGACCACGUCGAUACUGUCGAACAAGAGGAACAGUAUAGCGGGGAUCAUUUUUGAGUGGCAUUAGUACCUUCGACCGCGUUAAGAAAAAGAGAAAAAAACAAGUGGCAGCUGUUAAAGUAAGCAUUUCUCUUUCGUUCCCGCGUUUUGCGUUCUCGGGGGAAAAAAAGAAAGAAGCUCGAUCAUACAAUAACUAUCUUAGGAAUAUAAUUAUUAAUUAUAUACGACGACGACGACGAUGAUGAUAUAAUAUAUUACACGUUUAAUGCUUAUAUAUUUGUAUAUGGUCAAACGAAAAAGAAAAAAAGAAAGGUAGUAACCCGCACUUUAGCGCCAGGGUCGCGUGGGGAAGCACUUCUUCUUCUUCUUCUUCUUUGAUUUACCUCGGACACACGCUACACGCUUUCGUCGGACUUAUUUGUAAGAAGAACUCGUGGCGGUGCGACUGCCGCGACCGCGACGCGGUGCGUUCAGCGUCGGCGGUGUGGACUUUGCCACAGUCCACAGAGCCAUUACCGUCCCUUCGGCAAUCAAUGGUCAACGAUAAACGUUGAACCAUCACGAGAGUCUCUAGGCAGUUAAAAAACCAUCUGAAAGAUGACGGUGUUUCCCGACGUUUGAGAAAGAUUGGGAGGUUUCAGACGUUUCUUAGCUGUCUUUACAUCUGUCGUGACAAGAGCAUAAGCACCCCGUCAUCGUUGAAGCAUCUCGCGUCGCGCAUUCGGGGAUCGUUUACGGUCGACGUGUCGAUGUGGCGAGUAACGAAAGGGAGACGGAUCCGGCUCGUCUAUACGCGAUCGCUACGGUCAUUAUCGAGCGCUUAAAGUCCUGCUCCGUCUCUCACGUGAGACGUUCCGCACGAUGUUUCAUGCAUGAAUACACAUACAUUCCCGGCUGCUCGCUAAGGUGGUCCCUCUUCGAUUGCGCUCACGUUUUGCUACGAUUGUAUCGCGCGACACGCUAAUCGCUCGCGGUUUACGGGGGCGAUUAAAAACAAAUCCCUAGGUAUUAUUCACCUUAAGCGCACGUGAAACAGCUGCCUUCCCUAUCUAUCUCUAGCGCGAAUCUCACAUACACACACACACCGAUCGUUUGUCUUCACGCAAUUCCGGUGAGAGAAAGAAGAGAGUGUGCAUAAUCGACGAGAACAAGAACAACAAGAUGCAAGAGACACUGGCACACACACGUAAAUCAACACAUCGCUGAAUGUUAAAAAUAUUAUUUUAGAUAUAUUAUAAGAUAGCAAUUAUACCAGUGAAUGUACUAUGAUUAUAUGAAUAACAACAGAUAGC
Molecule: messenger RNA, 5060 nt
Organism: Ooceraea biroi (clonal raider ant)
Lineage: Eukaryota; Metazoa; Arthropoda; Insecta; Hymenoptera; Formicidae
Gene: Appl
Product: amyloid-beta-like protein
Biological process (GO): central nervous system development; axonogenesis
Cellular component (GO): neuron projection; membrane; neuronal cell body
Molecular function (GO): heparin binding; transition metal ion binding
Source: RefSeq, a predicted model, not a curated record